AAAUGGGGUUUUACUAAGCCAAACAUAUCCCUGAAAAGCUAAAACGACGACUAACCAUAAUAAACGACAAUACUACAACGAAGCUGGAAGUGCCGUUUUGUUCGUCCCUCUGCAAUGCAAUGAAUUUCACUGUAAUCGUUUUCUGAAUCUAACCUCUCUCCCUACAAAAUGUGUCACUCCACAACGUUAACUGUUUUACUCCUAGGUUUUCUCUUGCAGACAUCAUGGGUUACUUCAAUUUCGAUGCCGAGUUCAAAUUGUUACGCUUUCAAUAAUUCAAGUCGAAUUGUUGAUUUCAGUGGCUGGAGUGGUUACCCUUUUGAGUAUGAUGAGAAGCAAGGUUCUGAUUUGGUAAUACGAUUUUGCAAAGAUGUGGAGAGUAGAUCGCAAACGGGAUAUGUUGAUUUUGGUCGAUUUGAUAAGUUCAACUACUUUGUUGCUGGUUCUGGCAAAUCUGAUUUUGUACAAGAGUUUUAUAAUGGUGAUCUAAUGGGUUGUGAACAAAGCUAUGACAAAAUGGGACGUACAGCCCAGGUAAAUAUCAUAUGUGGGAGUUGUCCUAAUGGACAAUGUAAAGGUCAUCCUGGAUGCAUAUGUCAUGUCGCAUAUGAGUCGAACUGCAGGGUCUUAAUUGAACUUGCCAUUUCAUGUGAUGAACCGGGCCCAAAAAUCUUCACAGGCUCCACUGUUGGUUUUCAUCCGCGAUCAUGGGAACUUGUUUACAAUGGCAUGACACAAUUCGGUUUUGAUAAACCUCAUCGUGAUUUUAGCUUUCAGACAGCACAAACUCAAGUAGUCCUGUUUACUAGUGCAGUUGCUUCACUCUCAUCCUUGGUUCAAAAACCUAUUUUGAAGGUUCAUCCAAACAAAGGCUUGGGAGUUAAAUUGUCCGGAUCCGCUGCUAGUGGGAUGCCUCCGACAACUUUGUCACCCGCAAUGUUGAUUGUUGAUUGGAGAUGUGAGGUAGCCCGUGACGCCCCGUAUGUAGUUAACAUCACAAUCCCAGUUGAAGGAUACGAGCCAAUUCAGUUUGUGCUUACAAAAAUAUGCGACUAUAAACAAGGUCAAGGAGGUGGUGCCACGAGAGGAUGGGCAAUAUUUGGAGUAGUCUCUUGCAUAUUCUUUGUCUCAUCGACACUUUUUUGUUGCGGAGGGUUUAUUUACAAGACGAAGGUGGAGCGCCAGCGUGGAAUUGAUGCAUUGCCUGGCAUGACAUACCUAUCUGCCUGCUUAGAGACGGUUAGUGGCCCCGGUCAAGGUUACUCACGGCCAGAAGACCCGUACACCGGUGAAACCUCUACCUCUGCCUCUUGGGAGCGCCCUCCCGGUCCUUCACAAUCUCAAGCUUCAUGGAGACCAGCCGAGAGAAAAUACGGUGCCAUUUGAACGCGUCAAGCCACUCAUUUGUUUUUGCUUUGUACCAUCAUUGUAUCCAAUGUUGUGGGAAUUUGUUCUGCCAAAUGUUAUCUGGAUUGACUCAUACAAUGUGAUUUUGAAACCUCAGUCUGAUGUAUUUCUUUGUAAACAAAAUUCACAGGUAAAAAGUUAAGAAGAGAUAGUUAGUUACAGUGUGAAUCUAGCAGCUGAAUUGCAUUUAAUGAAUAGAUUCAUAAAAAUAUACUUUAUUUUUCUUUA
Messenger RNA from Medicago truncatula (barrel medic), 1635 nucleotides. RefSeq lists its product as uncharacterized. The transcript has 17 exons. The record is from RefSeq and is a predicted model, not a curated record. Lineage: Eukaryota; Viridiplantae; Streptophyta; Magnoliopsida; Fabales; Fabaceae. Bases 169 to 1386 code for a protein of 405 amino acids.